Molecule: messenger RNA, 8835 nt
Organism: Gadus morhua (Atlantic cod)
Lineage: Eukaryota; Metazoa; Chordata; Actinopteri; Gadiformes; Gadidae
Product: cGMP-inhibited 3',5'-cyclic phosphodiesterase A
Exons: 15
Coding region: 336-3911 (1191 amino acids)
Biological process (GO): signal transduction
Molecular function (GO): 3',5'-cyclic-nucleotide phosphodiesterase activity
Source: RefSeq, a predicted model, not a curated record
CAGAAGUUUGAAGCCAGGUUGUGUUUUGGUGCACACAGGUUGAUCAACAGGAGUUACUGAACAUUAGGGAAAUUAGACAUUUUCAAACUUCCAAAUGUAUUUAUUCCUUGAUGAGGGGGUCAUUUGUGUUAUUCCCUGAGCGUCUAGUUUGAGAUUGCGUUUCUGGAAAUCUGAUUGAGCGUACCAAAGGUAACAUAGCCUACUCCCAAGAACACUGUCUUAUUAGCCCUAUUAAGCUAAAUGUCAUAAUGCCCUGAGAGACCCUCACACAGUCUGCACCUAUUUGUCUGACAUCCCCAGGACGGUCAAACCCAUCCGCCUUGGCUGAUAGGGAGAUGGCCUUGGAUUCAGACAGCGACAACAGAGGUUUGUCACGAAGCGCGCAUGAAAAACAUCCUCGGGCGGCGUUGGAGCGCGGCGGCUAUGUAAGAGCACGUGUGAAGCCCCUGCCACGGGACGCCGACGACCAUCAGUCGUGGACGAGUAGCGGAGCAGCCGUGACAUGGAGGAGUUUCCGAGGAGCGUCGUCUGCCGUCUGCGUGGCUUCAGUCUCGCUUAUUCUCGCUCUGCUGCUCAGAUUGGUCGGUUGGGACGCAGGCCUGGUAGGCGCACUACAUUACAGCCACGAAAAUAGCAGCGAAUCCCGUCCUGCUCGUCGUCGUCUUCAUUGUGCAGCAGCAGCGGUAGCGAGCGGCGCUGCUGAGCUCCUCCUAGCCGCGUGGUACCUGCUUUCUCCCGUGUUUACCCUCGCAUGUGCCUUCUUCUGGAUCGGGCUUUAUCUGCGUCGCCGCGGGGUAGGGGUCCGGACGGCGGUGUGGUCGCUGGCGGUGUGUUGCCUGAGCGAAGCGGCGGCACAGAGCCUCCCGUCCCGCGGCCGCGGUGCAGAGGAGCAGCUCGUGUCUCUCCCGGUCACCCUGGUGGUCCUCGGCUGCCUGGCCGGUGGGACUCUGCAGGUCGUCACGGGGCUGGCCCAGGGAGUGUCCUCGCUUGUCUUCAUCAGCGGCAUCCGGGUGGUCUCACUCGUGUCUCUGAGAGGAGUCGGGGCCUGCUGGAGACCCUACCUGGCCUACCUGCUGGGGCUGCUCGGGGUUUUGCUUGCGAGGUAUGCUGACCGGCUCCUGCCGGCCUCAGGGACCAGCGGGACGGGGUGCUGUGGCUCUGUGACCGGGGCGAAGGAGGAGGACAUCCCGGUCUUCAAGCGGAGACGGAGGUCCAGCUCCAUAGCGGCCUCGGAGAUGAUGGCUCAAGCGCAGAGCAACAGCAAGUCCCACCGCAGGACCUCGCUGCCCUGCAUUCCGCGGGACCACCAGUGGUCGGGGGCGAGCGUGGCGGUGGACUUGGCGGUGAUGGGCGAGGCCCAGGGGCUCAUCUCCGACAUGCUGGCCGACCCCUCCCUCGCCCCCAACACCUGCAGCUCCCUGAAGGCCGUCAGCACCCUCCUCAGCACCCAGUUCUCCCUGCGGCCGCUGCACCGGCCCCGCUUCCCCACCGACCCGCAUCUCUGCUCCGACACCGAGGAGGGGGGCGGGGGAGGAGGCGGUGGGAGGGUGGAGAAGCUGGCCCUCCCCAAGCGUCUGAGGCGUAGCCUGCCCCCGGGGUUACUGCGGAGGAUCUCGUCGACCUGGACCACCACCACCUCAGCUACAGGGCUGCCCACCAUAGAGCCAGGACCAGUACCCAGGGACCGCUCUGCCAGCAUCAAACUCAUCCCUGACAGUGAGUCGUGGAACAACUCCCUGAUGCUGACCAUCUCUAAAAGCCGCUCCAUGUCAGCCUCCUGCGCUGCUUCCGUCACCUCCAACCACUUCUACAGCAAACCACUGGCAAGAACAGGUUACCCUCCCCCCCCGGCCUCCCCCCUGGGUUCACCCUGCCCCUCCCCCCCACCCCAGGCCAGCCCGCUCUCCAGCCCCAUUGCUAAGACCUGCCCCGUGGAGCUGCCUGAGCCAGUCAGACCCCCGGCGGAGCGCACCCCUUGUCCCGGGGCCCCCAGGAGCCGCCAUCGAGCCCUCACACACAGCCAGAGCGCGCCCAGCUCCACCACCCUCCACUGGAGACCCCCCUCGCUCUGUACCGGCUGUGGCCGGCCCCUCAACAAUCGUCUGAACCAUGGCACAGAAUCUAUAGACAAAGAGGAGAGAGUCCCCCACACGGAUGAGCGUGCGGUUGCUUCAUCGGACUACGACAGCACCUACGACAGCACCUUCGAGACCAACCACAGUGACAGCAGCGACUUUGCACAGAACGAUGAAGAGGGGGAAGGGGGGGGCAAGAAGCCCCCCGAGGUCCGGGAUGGGCCCGGGCCGUAUCGGAACGAGGGCAUCAGUCUCCACCCCCUUGUCCCUGAUUCCCCCGAGAAGGAGAAAGCCUCCCAGGCCCUGGAGGUGGUGGGCCUUCCCGACCUGCAGCCCCUCAUGGCGCAGCUCAACAGCUGGAACUUCCCCAUCUUCAGCUUGGUGGACAAGACCCACGGCAAGACCGGCUGCAUCCUCAGCCAGGUGUCCUACAAGCUGUUUGAAGACACAGGUCUGUUCGAGACAUUUAAGAUUCCAGUGCAAGAAUUUAUGAACUACUUCGGUGCUUUGGAAAAUGGAUACAGGGACAUCCCAUACCACAAUCGGAUUCACGCCACCGACGUAUUGCAUGCAGUGUGGUACCUAACCACUCAGCCAAUCCCCGGCCUGACCCACCAGCUGGAGGACAGUAGCACACACCCAGACUCUGCCAACGGCCUCAGCCCCAGCGCCACCGGCCUGCUGUGCUCCAAGAUGAGCCCCCAGCAGGGGGAGGGCUACGGCUCCCUGGCCGGGCUCAUCCCGGCCCUGGAGCUCAUGGCGCUGUACGUGGCCGCUGCCAUGCACGACUACGACCACCCGGGCAGGACCAACGCUUUCCUGGUGGCCACCAGCGCCCCACAGGCGGUUCUGUAUAACGACCGCUCUGUGCUGGAGAACCACCAUGCGGCGUCCGCCUGGAACCUCUUCAUGUCGCGGCCAGAGUUCAACUUCCUCAACAACCUGGAGCACGGGGAGUUCAAGCGCUUCCGCUUCCUGGUGAUUGAGGCCAUCCUGGCCACCGACCUCAAGAAACACUUUGACUUCCUGGCUGAGUUCAACGCCAAGGUGGGCGAAGAGGGCGUGUCCUGUAUCGAUUGGACCAAUGAAAACGACCGUCUCUUGGUGUGCCAGAUGUGCAUCAAGCUGGCAGAUAUCAAUGGUCCACUGAAGUGUAAAGAGCUGCACCUGCAGUGGACCGAUGGCAUCGUCAACGAGUUCUACCAACAAGGUGACCAGGAGGCCAGCCUGGGCCUCCCCAUCAGCCCCUUCAUGGACCGCUCGGCGCCCAAGCUGGCCGAGCUGCAGGAGUCCUUCAUCACGCACAUCGUCGGCCCCCUCUGCUCCGCCUACGACUCGGCCGCGCUCAUGCCCGGCUGCUGGGUAGAGCGCCGGCCGAGCGCCACCGCCACCGUCACCCCCACCACCACCACCACCAACACCCCCACCAAGGACGUGGAGGCCGGCGACGUCGGGGAGGAGCUCGAGGAAGUCGAGGAUGAGGAUGAAGACACGGCAGAGGAAGACGAUUCGACCAGCUCCGACACCUCCCAGAUACAAGACCCUCUGCGGAAGACCAGGAGAAAAGUAUUUUGCCAAAUCACACAGCACCUCCUCGACAACCACGAGAUGUGGAAGAGGGUCAUCGCCAAGGAGAGCCAAGAGCAGGCCCAGAAAGAGGAUUCAAACUGCCUCAGUGGCCCCGGCGAGCCAAUCACAGCCAUCAUUCACGAGGAGGAGGAGGAGUCAGCAAGCAAAGAGGAAGAGCCGGUCAACGGCAUCGAGGAAGAGGAUGAGGUAGAGCCGAUCGAGGGAGAGGAAAUAUUUCCAGAGACAUUGGUGGAAAAGGAGGAGUAGCCAAACGUAUCCUAUUUUCUGGUUGUUUAACGAACUUUGAACUUCGACCUUUUAAACUAAUACAAUUUAUUUCCUUCUUUUUGAUAAUCUCUUGAUGCGGUAGCCAGCACAUCACCUUGACACAACACUGUAGAAGAUGUUCCGGGUAAUUUGUGCCUCAGAAAAAAAAUAACAGGGUGGAGAUUCACGGAGGACGUCUGCUAGGUGCAAUAAGCAAGGGAAGGGAGGGGGGGGGGACUUGGAUAGAAAGAAAACACAAGAGAAAGAAAUCCUGUAUGUCUGUGACUGUGUGUAUAGUUUGUCUUAUAAUUAGCGAAGUAUGUUGCCAGCUGUCUGUUGCCCUCAUCUUGGAAAAGAGUGUCAUUCUUUGGAACCACGGCCGAUAGAAAAGGCUCUUCAUAGCAUUAAUAAUUUACAGAUCAUCCCCGCCCAAGAGUAGCCAUGGGUGCAUCCGAAUACUAAGUAUACUAUUUCUGUGCAGUGUCUACUACUUGACCGUUAAUGUAGUACGUUCUACAGCUAUGCGUAGAACACCUCCGAACGCUUCCGAACACCACCGAAACGCCACCGGAUGUUUGGAGAUCAUGUCCUAAGUCACCUGCGAUAAUCUACCGUUUUUUCUUCUACGGUUACCAGACUCCGGCUGAAUUGUGGGAUAGCGUAGUGACCUACUGUUGUAUACUGUGGCAGUAGUAUGCAUUCGGAAACUGUUUACCUACUACACAAUGCGUACGGAGCAUUCGGACGCGCUAUAUUUGUGACGUACUACAAAAUGCCUACUAUAUAGCAGUCAAGUAUGAGUAUUCAGAUGCAUCAUAUGUCUCUCACGACAUCACCAGUGCAGAGGCGUCCCCUGAAAGCCUCUGGCUCGUGAAAUAGGCCCUUGAGAAGCAAUGGAACAAUAAGAACCCAUCCCACGCUAAGAACCGAAUACGACGUUUAACAAAGAACCCUGUAGCUCUUAAAAUACGUAAUUCAAAAAGCUUUAUUCUCGCUCAAGGAAAACGCAUACAAAACAAUUUUUUCUCAUGUUAAUAUUCUUUAGUUUCCAUCCCUGCUCUAUUCCUUGUGUCUCUUCAUGAAACUCACUCGAGUUACCUAUCCCAUCACAACGCUCAGGAAGAACCAACACAGCCGGGGAAGCAUACUGAAUCUCUGCAGAAUCAUAUUAUGAACUUUGUUACGUAUCUAUCAGACUUAUAUGGUAGAUAAGAUAAUGAUGAAACUAAACUUAAUCCUCACAUGCAUGACAUUUAGUCCGUCAAUGUCACUUUUUUAUAAAGCUAAAGUAAGAAAGCCAUCUUUUCCAAUACACAUGGUGAAAUAAAGAACGGCGUGAAGCCACUUCAAACUGACUUCCCUUCCUUCAGGGAGUCCAACUAGGAGCUCCCCUUGUCUGGUGCAGCCAUGGCAAACCUGUAGGUAGGCCUAAACACCAGGCAGACCAGUGGAUCAUGUUCCAUAUUAAAUGUAGCAAUUGUAGCUGACCCUCCAGGCUGCACCCGGCUAGAAGACUUCAUGGCUCCACAUUCCCUGCCUGCUUAAGCGACAGCUAAUCAUCACUUCAUUUCACAUUUUCCACGCUAUCGUCCAUUGAGUUCAAUGCUCCCAAGGUCAGGGAAGGUACGCUUUACAGGUCGCCUCACUUAUUGACAUAGUGCUGGUUAAACAUAGUUUUUUUUUAUAUCACUGACUUACUUACCUCCAUCAUAUAUGCUGUUGUUCAUUGUUCACGGGAGCUCUUACUGAAUGGUAUGUAGGCUGUGUGUUUAUGUGAACCAGGCCAGGAAAUAAUCUUCAACUCUUGAAGGCCGCUGAACAUGUUGUCCCCAUAUUAUACCAAUAGCACAUUGUUAGUCGACCCUUUGACACAAGGGAAUACUUUAGUAUAGAUUCCACUAGGAUCGGUGUCACAGUGAGGCUGAGGGUGAGGGGUUUCAGAGCAUGAUGAACGUCCCUUUAAUUUGACAUUAUGGAGAAGGAAAUGGCAGUAGAUUCAGAUGGGGAGAAUGCUUGGAUUCCUUAUCAGUGAUUUAUGCACUUCUGGAGACACUCACUCACUAACACGCACUCACUCACCAUCACUUACCUCUGACCAGGUCUAGAACUUUGACAUUGAUGGAAAUUGGGAUCCUAAUGAUGACGAUGAUGAUAAUGAGGACUGUAGGCAUAAUUGGUUGUUUUUUUUACCAAUGAGACAAUGAGGUUUGAUUGAAACGCAUGCUUUUGUCCAAUUUGAAGUUGUUUUACCUGUUUUGUUUGUGUUCCAAACAAAAAGAGACACUUUUAUAUUAAUUCCAAUUCAUCCAUCAAUAUUUUCAAAUGAAAGUUAUAGGUCGUGCUAAAACUUAGAAAGGAAGCAAACAUACAUUUGUACCCAAGCUUUCCAUGGUCCAUGUUGAAUUGGCAUUCUACCUAAAGGGAGAUUAAGAGAUUGAUGAAGGAUUUGAAGGUGGAUCUAAUGGUAUAAUGGGGCAGUUUUUCUCCCACUAAGCUCAUUAAGAGUUUGGGUCAUUACGUAUGCAAAAUAGUUUCAUGAAAGAUAUCUCUUAAUGAUGAUGCCUUUCUUCUCUCCCAACACAAACAAAAACCAGCAAAUUAAAAAAAAAAAAACAUCAGCACUCCUCACCAAUUUUUGAGGAGUGCUGAUGGAUUUUUGGACAGUACAUCUUCAACACUGUGUCCAAAUCCUUAACUUUAAUUGUUGCUAAGUAGUCCAAAUAGGUAUGGUCUCAAGUCUUAAGACAAAGCUGUGUCGAACAAUUUCACUUUUCGCACGUAGUAUCUGCAUUCACUAUAACAGUUGAAAAGCUAAAAAAAGGUUGAGGUUCAGUUUGAAUACAUUUUACAUUUUCUAUGGUUUGUGGCAAACCAACAUAUUUAUUUGUAUAACUUUGAACUAUAGAUUUUUUUUGGACCACAACACAAAGACAGAGAACGUCAGACAAAAAUAAAAUAUAGGUAACUAAUAUUUGAAUCAUGCAGGAAUGGUAAUAAGACACAAGUUUUGAAAUAACGUCAAAAAGUUAAUGUUGCCUUGGUAGGACCAGUAUUGAACCUCUAUAAACAGAACUGUGAUUUAUUUUUUGUCAAUAUAAUGUAAAGCUUAACUCUGAGGGUGGUUUCAUGUACAGAUUCAUUCAAUUUUCCCUAGAUAACCUGAGGAAUUAUUUACAGUAAAUCUACCUUUGGUCAGACAUCAAAAGCUAACUGCACUUACAGCCUAGUGGCUCAACCCAGUCAGUGAGGGUAAAGGCUGAAUACUCAAGAAGUAAUACGAAAAUCAUGGCUACCUAGCGAAAAUAGGCUAAUGAGGGUUUAAGUUAAAUCAAUUGUAUUUACAAUAUAGCUCUUUAGAACUAUAAUAACAUAACCCAGAAUGUGCUGUCUUUGGCAGCUAGGAAUCUUAUCACCUCAUUUUCAAUCCCAAAUGCUAAAAUCAUAUAGAGCAAGCCGAUGUAUUUUGAUGCAAAUAAACAAGCUUCUUCUAAAAUGCACAUAUUCAUCCAUUUAGACAUUCUGUCUGGGCUCUUUAAGUCAUCUCUCUGAAAAGUGACUUUUGGAGGUUGUGAUAAGUCCAAUGGUUAGGCAGGCCCAACACCCACGCGUUGACACACGUGAUACUCUAGCUGCAUCGAUGAAUGCUCUUAUGUACAUCCGUUUUUAGAAUUCACUCUUUUAGUUCCGUAUAAAAGAAGAUUCAUAUGUGAGCCAGUGUUUCCAGUCAUGUGGCCGUGGCUGCACUCAUCAACGAUCGGUCACAGCCAACCUGUCGAUAUUGUAAUCCACUCGUAUUUUGUACUACUUUUAUUUGUUGCCUAGUAGACACCACACUUCAUGUUACUGUUGGCUUCACACGCUUACCUUUGUUCACAAAAGCACAUCCCACUUCAGCUGUAGGGAGAGGACAAGGGCCAACGUGCACCAGAUUCACUUGUGCAAGCCAAAGACGUGUUGAGGUCUCUGUGUUUACGUGAUACGCACAAGGAAACCUCAACAAGGAGCAUUCGGUUAGUGUGGUCACUAUCUUUUCUGUUGGUUGGUUGCAGAGCAGGUGGUCUGGAAGGGCAUUGCAAUAGUAUAAACCAGUGUAAACACUUAGACAUAGUAGAGUAUGAGGUAGUGCAAAAACAUGAAAGAUCACGUUUAUCCAUCAAAUGAUUUAAAUAAUUACCCAUCUCCCGUCCUUCGUCAACAUGUUUUUUCUGUCGAUACUGUUUGCAUAACUGCUAUGUCUAUGUGCAGCGCUAGCACUCAAGGGGAAUGCCCUUCUAGGGCAUGAAUCUGAAGGCGUUUAGGCGGUUUGAACCAAAAACACUGUUGUUUAUUUUCUAUUAUGUGUUAUUUCUGCUAGAUGCGGGGCCUAUGUCCUUGCAACCAUACAAUUUUAGCAUGUAUGUGCAUUGUUUGAAUGCUAAUAACCUUUUUUUCUUGUGACAAAGGGAAAACCAAAACAAAGUAUCAUGUUUAAAACAAGACACGUGAGACUAGUAUGUUUCUGUUACUUCACAGACUUCAAUAUUUAUGUUUUGCUCUAUUAUCUUGCACUUAACACUUGUAGCAAUACCUAUAGAAUGGGGGAAAUUAUGCGAUUCACAAGUAUUUGUUAAGAAAAUACUACAUGUUAUUCCUGGUAAUUGUUUGAUUUUGUAAAAAAAAAAAGAAAUAUGAGUAUAUGCUGUACAGAUUCAACAAAUAUAUUACAACAAAAACGUUUUACAAAAAUAUUUAUUUUUACUGUUUUGUAAGUUAGACACAAUACUGUAGCUCCUCUAUUGCCAGAAUAAAUGGAAGUGCCUCUUGACUGUGUAUAACAAACUAACUAUACAAUAUACUGAGAUUAUUAGAAGCUGUCACUAGCAGAACAGUGUUGAUGUUGUAAUGUGAACAUGGUUUAAUAACAUUUAUAAAUGAUAAACCUUUG